AAGAAAACUAAAAUGUUAAUACUUGCUAUUAGCUUAAAAACACUCCACGAUAUGUAUUUCAAACUUUAUAAAAUAUUAAAAGAUCGAUUGCCGGCCUAUAGUUUGCAACUUCAACCCCAUUUUGACUUAAGAGAAAGUAAACUAGAUCCAUAUUAUAUUGUUUUUAAUAAGAUAAGUAUCCCCCAAGCUGUAAACAUCCAACUAUAUACAUUUAUUAUAUAUACACUUAUAAAUUUAUUUUCGUAUUGGAGGGCACAUUUAUAUCGAAGUCCAUGGACAGCAUCUUGUCUCUUAUAUAAUUUAUUUCUGUCUUGUGUUUUUUAUUUCACUUGAAAUCAUGAAAGCUAAAAAGAUGAAGAAAGAGAGCAACCUAGCAAAACUGGUGAAAUCUCCGGUUCGUUUUUUGAUCAUGGCACGUGAUGCCUACAUACGUAGCAUGACAUCAUGCUCCGCCGGUUACAUUCGUGGUGGUGGUGGCUCCGGCGGUUUCGGUUUGCCGGCUGGUAAUUUCCAAAUCUGCACCACUCUCCCUCGUAGCUUCACACUCAAUUCGUCCACGACGACGGCAGCGACACGUGAACGCUGCCGGUUUGUCUCGGACUACUCACGUGGUGGUGGAAAAAUCACGGUGGCGACUGGAGGACCGUUGGACCUCCGAAGAAACUAUAGCUGCAUAGUGAUGGGAAGGAUCGAUGAAGAGAAGGCUUGUGAUAAGUUCGAAGAAGAGGAUUUGCUAUUUGACAAAUUCAAGAAACGAAAAAUAGAUAAGAGUUUUUACUAUACGUCCAAGAUAAAAGAAAAAAAGUAAAGACCCUUUGAAUUUUUGUUUUGUUUUCCUAUUUCUUGUUGAUUCUUAAAGGGAUUGAUUUUGUUUUCAUUGUUAAGUUGUUGUGCUUAUAGGUUUCUUGUUAGUAUAUAAAUUUCAAUACAUGUAGAAUAGAACUUUCUCUCCUAACACGACACCAACGUGAACAUAACAAAUAAAAUAACUCUCUUGCGGGGUGUGUGUGUAGCAAAAUAAAAAGUUACGGGCAACAAAAACCUUUACUAGUAAAGUUUAGGGGUACCAUUAGUAAUGGUGCGAGGAGAUACAUGCAGUAACUUAUAGAGUAUCAGAGUCGGUAAAUGUUCAGCGAACCAAUCAAAGCUGAUGGAGAAGAUGCUAUGCAGAGCUGAUGAGCCAUCUUUGUUUUUCCGUUGAAUAGAGCAUC
Molecule: messenger RNA, 1211 nt
Organism: Brassica oleracea var. oleracea
Lineage: Eukaryota; Viridiplantae; Streptophyta; Magnoliopsida; Brassicales; Brassicaceae
Exons: 1
Coding region: 338-808 (156 amino acids)
Source: RefSeq, a predicted model, not a curated record